Messenger RNA from Rotaria socialis, 3000 nucleotides. Lineage: Eukaryota; Metazoa; Rotifera; Eurotatoria; Philodinida; Philodinidae. The record is from the annotation of a GenBank genome assembly.
AUGGCGUCAUGUACAAUUGUUUCUUCAGAAGAUUUUGCUUCGGCUUUGGUCAAAUUUCGAGUUCCGUUUCGUGGUGAUAAAAAGAAUGAAGAUUGUCUUUCACGAAUUAUUCUUGUCAUUGAUCGAUCUGGAUCCAUGGCUGGAGGUCCAUGGAAACAAGUUCAAGCAGCGGUUCAAGCUAUUGAUGAAAUGAAUCAAAAAUUAUCGAGAGAUGCCAACCUAGAACCUAUUGUUAUUACCUAUAAUAACACAGUGUCGAUUACGAACUUAGCUUCCAUUGCGAAAACAAAAGCCGACGGAUCAACUGAUUUCGUCAAAGUUUUUCAACAAGUGCAGAAAACUGUAAAAGAAAUCGGUGUUGAUAAACGUAUUGUAAUUAUGUUUAUGACUGACGGAUGUGAUUCAUGCAACAGUCCAAAUGCAAUUAUUGAUGCUCAAACAAAAUUACAAAUGUUCUUUAAAAAGUCCAAUUUAAAUUGUGUUGUACAUGUCAUCGGUUAUUCAAAAGAUCACGAUUUAAAUAUGAUGAAUACAUUGAAAAGUUUAGGUACAACUGAAGGUGUUUAUCGAUAUGCUGAAGGUUCAAAGGGUUUAGAUGAAAAAUUUCGAGAACUAUUUGAAUUUGCUGAUUUAACUGUUGAAUUUUCAAUUAAAUUACCGAAUGUUCAACAACCAAUUAAAAUCACUGGCGAAAUGGUCGAUUCCGAUCACAUCGAAAGCGAAUGUUGGUUAUCGUUAAGUGAAAAUAUAAAGCAACCCAUUGAAAUAGCCAUAGGCAAUAAUAAAUAUAGUGUUGUACCCAUGUUGACUGAGCCCGAUACAAUGUUUAUUCUUAAAUCAUUAUCAAAACGAACGAGUGACGUAAAAACGCAAAAACAAUUAGAUCAAAUUCAAAGUGAAUUACAACAAGUAAAAAUGUUCGGAAGCGGUGUUGGUGGAACGAAAGCAGAUCGGCAAUUAGCAAUGGAACUCCGUGGUGAACUUCAAACACGUUUAGAUGCUCUACAUUCCAUUAUGGCUGAUAUUGCACGUGGAACCUUGAAUCAAACAGCUGCGCUAGCGAAAAUGAAUGAUUUACGAUAUGCCGAUAAAUUCUCAAAAUCUUCACGUCAACGUCGAAUGGAUCAACGUGCAAUACGUAAUCAAGCGAAUCUCCAAUUAAUCGAUAUAAAACUAAAGGAACUCAAGUUCAAAGAAGAAACAGCGUUUACUAAUGUUGACCUUACCACAUUCACUUGUUGUUUAACACUGAAUACUUGUCGAGAUAUGAUGAUGGAUAGUGAAGAUGAUGUUAUGGGUGUUGGUCUUGUUGUUGAACGACAAGAACAUGUUGUCGAUGCACCAACCUUAAUAUCAGUGAAAGAUGUCUCGGUAACCAUUCUGUCGCGUUCAGCAUGUGACGAUGCAAUUAAAAUGAAACUCAAUAUUGCCGAUGCAGCUCGAGUUCAUGGAGGUUUCGUUCCAUCAAAAUCAGCUGCACCGACUACCAGCACGACACGAACUCAAAACAAAGCAAAUAAUACCCAAUCAGAAUUUACUCGUGGUGUUGCAGCAGAACCUAUCAAUACAUUUUUACCUUUGUAUAUAUGUGAUGCACAUUUCGAACGUGUGCAAAUCAUGUUAGAACCUAUACUUGGCUAUCUGUUUACACUCGAUAUAACUGGCUACAAAAGUGAUCAAUUAUUAGGUCUCUUUUCCAUCCUAGGGCAAAUAAUGAAUGCUAGCCCUCGAAACGGAUCUGAACGUGAAGAAAUGAUUCUCUAUGAAUUUACACGUUUAUGUCAUGCUUUUCUUCCGCGAACUCUUGAAUAUCUCGGCGAAGAAAAUGAUGUGUUAAAAAAGUUCAUGGCAGGUCCAACCGGCCGUAGCAAAGCGCACAUACAAAAUUUAAUGACACUCUUCGGUUAUAUUCAUGCAUUAGGAAUUGAAACUAUCGAUGAAUCACUUCGUUAUGCUAUUGUUGAAGAAUUGUAUCGACGUCAUUUUUCUUACAUCUAUCAUGGUACAUCAGAAAAUGUUAUUAGUGAACAUGUGCAAACUUUACUUUACGGCGAAGAUGAUGAUGAUGAUGAUAAAAAUAACGAAACAAAAACAGAAGUAGAUGAGCUAUGUUAUGUUAAAAGCAAAAAUGAUAAAACGAAUGAUGGUCAUUUUGCUCAGCAUGCUCGAGCUGUGCUAAAGAAAAACGAAAUUAAUCAUAAAAUUCCGACGGAAAAAAUCGAUAUACAAUAUGAAAUACCUGAACGACAAAUAAAUUCAAUGAAUAAUAAAAUACGGUCGAAAAUGGUUGAAUUACUAUCUGGUUUCUCAACAAAACCAGUGCAACAUGUUCUUGACCGAUUAGGCAUUCGUAUGAUGGAUAUAUCGAAUGAACAUGAAUGUAUUUUACUUCGAUCGAUGUUGGUUCAAUGUUUAAGAUUCUAUUCCAAUGAAUCUAUCAAUGGAGCUGUUUUAAAUAAAACUUUUUUUAAUGUACGAACAGACUAUGAACAUGUUCUUACAGUUGCACAUGAAGAAUUUGAUGCUAAUCGUCAAAAUUUAACAACGAAUAAAAUCGAACAAAUCCGUGUACUUGAACUAGCGCGCCGUGCAGUUUUAACAAACGAUAUCGGCGUAUAUCUUGGUAGAAUGAUGGUCUAUGCACCAACGCGAGGUGGAAAAAUAUUCGAUACUAUAUUGAGUUUAUUACUUGAUCGUAGUCAAAAACAGGUACCUUUAUUAGCCGAGAAAAUAUCGAUCAUAUUUACAGGUCGUUAUAAAGAACAUCGUGAUGCUGAAAAAGAAUUCCAUGUAUUAAGUAACGGUCUUGCUUGGUUUCCGGAUCGAUCGAUUAUUAAUCGUGUACGAGAAGCACUAGGCGAAGAUCAAUGGAAUGAUUUAGAUCAACUGAUGCGAGGUCGUACUUGCGGUCAUGUCUAUCGUUUAUCGGAUAUUCCAAAUCGUCAUGGUUAUCACAAUUCACAUCCGAAUCCUAAUUUGGUUGUCCAAUGGGCUUCAUAA